GUAUUUUCGAUGCACAAAAUUUACUUCGAUUAAUUAUUUAACUACUAUUUACAGUGUAAAAAAUCAUUAUAAUCAGCUUUAUGGGAGAAUUAAUAUCUAAAAAUAACAAAGUUUUGGCCCAUUCAGUUACGAACACUCCGUAAAAUUAGGUUUUAUCAGUUUGGUUUUUCACUACUGUUAUUUUACCCAAAUCCCUCAAUUUCUUCGUCCCUUAAUCGUCUAACCGGCCGUCGAAUCUCACCGUCUCCGACGAUCGUCGCCGAGCAUUUUGUACAGGAUCGGUGUGUCUGCAUUUCGGGAGUCCUUCCUUUCCGAAUUUCCACAGGAUCAGUCCGCAUUGCCUGCCUGCCUCGUUCCCGAUUUUGAUGGUCUCUUUCACCACCGUGGCCCUCCGGCUUGCUGUAUUUCUCCGAUGAGCGGUUCCUUCUCUCGUUACAAUGGCGUGCAUGAAGCUGGGAUCGAAAUCUGAGGCCUUCCACCGGGAUGGCCAUAACUGGUUUUGCUCAUCUGGGCUGCAAAGUGAUUGCAUAGUUGAAGUCGGAGAAUCGUCGUUCCAUCUCCACAAGUUCCCAUUGCUCACCAGAAGCAAGCUGUUGGAAGAUCUCAUAGCAGAACAAUCUACCGACAACGGAACUACUUGCAUCCUUCAGCUCGACGAUCUCCCUGGUGGAACAAACAGCUUCGUGCUGGUGGCCAAGUUCUGCUAUGGUGUCCGAAUUGAGCUUGAUGCACUCAACAUAGUCCGUCUCCGAUGUGCAGCAGAGUACCUUGGCAUGACCGAAGAAUAUGGCGAAGGAAACCUCAUAUCACAGACAGAAAAUUUCCUGAAAGAGGUAUUCAGCCACUGGACAGACUCUCUUCAGGCUCUAGAAACUUGUGAAGAAGUUCUUCCACUAGCAGAAGAGAUCCACAUUGUCUCGAGAUGCAUCAACUCGUUAGCAAUGAAAGCUUGUGCUGACCCAAGUUUGUUCAGCUGGCCAAUGUCAGCACGCAGCAGAGAUGCUCCUCAGAGCCCUGAGGAAGGAAAUGUGUUCUGGAAUGGGAUUUGGACUUCAGGGAAGUCGAAUUCAGCAGGUGAUGAUUGGUGGUACGAGGAUGUUUCGUUCCUUACACUACCACUAUACAAGAGAUUGAUUCAGGCAGUGGUCUCGAAUGGUAUGAAACCCGAGAAGGUGGCUGGCGCCCUAAUGUGUUAUGCUAGGAGGUACUUGCCUUUGCUUGGACGACAGUCGAGCUUCCAGAAUGUGAAGCAGGAUGCACUUGGUUCGACAAUUAAGACGACUCCACAGGCGGAUCAAAGGAAUCUGCUUGAAGAGAUUGUGGAGCUUUUGCCUGAUCAGAAGGGCAUUGCUCCAACUAAGUUUCUACUCAGGCUUUUAAGGACCGCGAUUCUGCUCCAUGCUGGGCCAUCAUGCAGAGAGAAUUUGGAGAAGAGGAUUGGAGCCCAGUUGGACCAAGCGGUUUUGGAAGAUCUUCUGAUACCGAAUGUGGGUUACUCGAGUGAGACUCUGUAUGAUAUUGAUUGCGUCCAGAGGAUGCUUGAUCAUUUCAUGAUGGUGGACCGCUAUGAUCCUCCGACAACAAAUUUCAUGUUGGAUGAGGGUCAGCUUCUUGGUGGUGAUGGUGGUGGAUCGCAGUCAUUUGCUCCAGUAACAUUGGUUGCAAACCUUAUUGAUAAUUUUCUUGCGGAGGUUGCUCCUGAUGUCAACUUCAGGCUAGCCAAGUUCCAGUCACUGGCUGCAUUGAUUCCUGAUUAUGCCAGGCGAAUUGACGAUGGAAUCUAUCGUGCGAUUGAUAUCUACCUUAAGGCUCAUCCAUGGCUGACUGAUUCCGAGAGGGAGCUUCUCUGCAGGCUAAUGAACUGCCAGAAGCUCUCCCUCGAAGCAAGCACUCACGCAGCACAGAACGAGAGGCUCCCACUUCGCGUCAUUGUCCAAGUAUUAUUCUUCGAACAGCUCAGGCUACGGACCUCAGUGGCUGGGUGGUUCUACGUUUCUGACAACCUCGAGAACUCGCAGAACCUGGCAUUGACGAGGAACGACGAUGGGAUACAAGAACACGGGGAAGAGGUUGAUGUGAGGGAGAGAAUCGUGGAGCUGGAAAAGGAAUGCAUGAGCAUGAAGCAAGAGAUCGAGAAGCUGAUGAAGAACAAAGGGAGCUGGAACAUGUUUCUGAGGAAGUUGGGGUUUGGCAAAACGAAGAAGGCAAAUGGCGCUCAAAAACCCAGAAACGGUAAGGAAUCUUCGGCCAUGGAGGAUUCCACGACGCCAUUGAUGGACGGUGGUGGAGUUGUGGAUGAUGGUAAUAGGAACAAUGGGAAGUCAGGGAGGUUGGAUUGAUUUUGAAGAUAUAAUGAGAAAAUGGUGAUUGAUUCUGUUUUCUCAUUCUUUUUGUUGGGAUGAAAUAAUAGUGUGAUUCAUUUUGUGUGACUACUCUUUUUUUACAAUUGUUACCAUAAAUGAUCUAAUUGGAGGAGUGUUUUCCACUUUUGCUAGAUUGGGUUUAAGCUAAUGGUGUAAAAUUGUAAAUUAUGAAGGUGGGAAUGAUGGUGGUAAGGCAACUCAAAUAUUCAUUUCAGAACUUUCUUUCAUA
Linum tenue is the source of this 2592-nucleotide messenger RNA. NCBI's taxonomy places the organism in Eukaryota, Viridiplantae, Streptophyta, Magnoliopsida, Malpighiales, Linaceae. The record is from the annotation of a GenBank genome assembly.